CGGAAACCCCGUACCAGAAACAUACCCUACCGUAGGAGAACCUUCUACCGCACCGACGAAAUUACACCCGGAUCUACGCCACAGCAUCUAUCGUCGACUGCACCACCAGAGGGCAACAAUCACUAACUCUCGUACCAGCAACACCAACAACAAAACCAACAACAACACCAACAGCGAAUAAGCACACACACACCAUGCUGUCUUCCCGCACGUCGCGACCCAUCCUCCGAGGGGUCUCCCGGGGACUCUCCCUCGCGAGCAAGCGCGGAGGCGCACGGCAGAUGUCGACCUUUCUCGACGAAUACGACGCCAUCGUCGAGGAGCGCGCCGCCAUGGGCGGGGGCUUCGGGGUCCCCCCGCCGCCCCUCGACGCCUCCCAGACCAGCCGGGUGAUCGAGGAGCUCAAGGAGUCCCCCAACAAGAGGCUCGAGGACCUCCUGGUCCACCGGGUCCCCCCCGGGGUCGACGACGCCGCCUACGUCAAGGCCACCUGGCUCUCCGCCCUGGCGACCGGGAAGGAAUCCAACGAGUCCAUCUCGAGGGCGAUGGCGACCGAGCUCCUCGGAACCAUGCAGGGGGGAUACAACGUGGCCACCCUCGUCGAGCUCCUCAAGGACCCCGACGCCUCGAUCGCCGGACUCGCCGCCGACCAGCUCUGCCACACCCUCCUGGUCUUUGACGGCUUUUACGACGUCGAGGCCCUCGCCAAGGAGGGAAACGCCCACGCCCACAAGGUCCUGGAGAGCUGGGCCGCCGCGGAGUGGUACCUCAAGAAGCCUGAGGUGGCCAAGGAAAUGACCGCCACCGUCUUCAAGGUCACCGGCGAAACCAACACGGACGACCUCAGCCCCGCACAGGACGCCUGGUCCCGACCCGACAUUCCCCUCCACGCCCUGGCCAUGCUCAAGAACACCCGCGACGGGAUUUCCCCGGAGGUCGACGGAGAGAUCGGUCCCCUCAGCCAGCUCAAGGAGCUCAAGGAGAAGGGACACCCACUCGCCUACGUCGGAGACGUCGUCGGAACCGGCUCCUCCCGCAAGUCCGCUACCAACUCGGUCCUCUGGCACAUGGGAGACGACAUCCCCUACGUUCCCAACAUGAGGGGCGGCGGCCUCUGUCUGGGUGGAAAGAUCGCCCCCAUUUUCUACAACACCAUGGAGGACUCGGGUGCCCUCCCCAUCGAGCUGAAGGUCGACGACAUGAACAUGGGAGACGUCAUCACCGUCCACCCCCACGACGGCGUCGUCACCGCGGAGGACGGAUCGGUCAUCACCGACUUUAAGCUCAAGACCAACGUCAUUCUGGACGAGGUCCGCGCCGGUGGCCGCAUCCCGCUCAUCAUCGGCCGCGGCAUCACCAGCAAGGCCCGGGUGGCCCUGGGCCGCGACGAAGCCGUCGACGACGUCUUCAACAUGCCCGAGCCGCCCUCGGGCCCCAAGCCCAAGGGAUACACCCUCGCCCAGAAGAUGGUGGGACGGGCCAUCGGCCUCAAGGAGGGAGAGGGCGUCGUUCCGGAACAGUACUGCGAACCCAAGAUGACGACCGUCGGGUCCCAGGACACCACCGGUCCCAUGACGAGGGACGAGCUCAAGUCCCUGGCCUGCCUCGGAUUCUCGGCCGACCUGGUCAUGCAGUCCUUUUGCCACACGGCCGCCUACCCCAAACCCGUCGACGUCGUCACGCACCACACACUUCCAGACUUUAUCAUGAACCGCGGCGGGGUCUCCCUCCGGCCCGGAGACGGGAUCAUCCACUCCUGGCUGAACCGGAUGCUCAUCCCCGACACGGUCGGAACCGGUGGGGACUCGCACACCCGCUUCCCCAUUGGGAUUUCCUUCCCCGCCGGUUCCGGCCUGGUCGCCUUUGGCGCCGCCACCGGAACCAUGCCCCUGGACAUGCCCGAGAGCGUCCUCGUCCGCUUCAAGGGAGAGAUGCAACCCGGAAUCACCCUGCGCGACCUGGUCCAGGCCAUCCCCUACACGGCCGAGAAAAUGGGCCUCCUGACCACGGAAAAGAAGGGAAAGAAAAACAUCUUCUCGGGACGCAUCCUGGAGAUCGAGGGAGACGUCGUCAACAACCUCAAGUGCGAGCAGGCCUUUGAGCUGAGCGACGCCAGUGCCGAGCGAUCCGCCGCCGGCUGCACAAUCAAGCUGGACAAGGAACCCAUCAUCGAGUACCUGAACUCCAACAUUGUCAUGCUCAAGUGGAUGAUCUCGGAGGGAUACGGCGACGCCCGCACGCUGGAACGCCGCAUCGCCCGCAUGGAGGACUGGCUGGCCAACCCCGUGCUGAUGGAGGCCGACGAGCAGGCCGAGUACACGGAGAUCAUCGAGAUCGAUCUCAACGAGCUCAAGGAACCCGUCCUGGCCCUCCCCAACGACCCCGACGCCAGCGCCCUGCUCAGCGACGUGGCCGGAACCAAGGUCGACGAGGUCUUUAUCGGAUCCUGCAUGACCAACAUUGGCCACUUCCGGGCCGCCGGAAAGCUCCUGGCCGACGCGGCAAAGCCGAUCCCCACCCGUUUGUGGGUCGCCCCGCCGACCAAGAUGGACGAGGCCCAGCUCACCGAGGAGGGCUACUACAGCACCUUUGGCGUCGCCGGGGCCCGGACCGAGAUGCCCGGGUGCAGUUUGUGCAUGGGCAACCAAGCCCGCGUCGCCCCCGGCUGCACGACGGUGUCCACCAGCACGCGAAACUUCCCCAACCGCCUGGGACAGGGCGCGAACGUCUUUUUGUCCAGUGCCGAGCUGGCCGCCAUUUCGUCCAUCGAGGGCGAGCUCCCCUCGGUCGAGACCUACAUGAAGUACAUGGAGCAGAUCGAUCCGACCGACGAAAACAUCUACCGCUACCUCAACUUUGACGAGCUUCCCGACUUUGUCAAGAGCGCCGACGCCGUCGAGAUCAGCGAAGAAAUGAAGAAGGCAGCGAAGGAACUCGAUCUAGCCUAGGCGUCACGAACCAUCUUGUCCGGAGUUUUUGGCGUUGUUUAUGAAAUAAAGAAUACUAUCAUUU
Messenger RNA from Pseudo-nitzschia multistriata, 3012 nucleotides. NCBI's taxonomy places the organism in Eukaryota, Bacillariophyta, Bacillariophyceae, Bacillariales, Bacillariaceae. The record is from the annotation of a GenBank genome assembly.